UCUUGAGCGUUCUUCUUUGUCGCCGCAUCGUCCUCAUCCUUCUUCCUUCUUCAACUCUUUUAUCAUCAUCGAUUUACUGGAUCAUCAUCAUUUCUUCUUCUGUUUUAUUUCCAUCCAUCAACUCAUCGGCCCGUGAACCGCCAUCAUGGUUCUGGGAAGUGUCCUCCUCCGUCGGGGCUCCGACUUCGUCGCCGAGAUGAAGGACAAGGACCAGCAGCCUGAUAUCAAAAUCGCCGGAUGGCUGGCUGCCCUGGUUGUUCUGAGCGUGAUUAUGUUCUUUGUGUUCGCUGGUGCAAUUGAAUACACGUACGGAUGGGUCGUCCCCACCCUGGCCGCUGUCGAGCAGACCGACCCUGAUCUAUACGUCCGCAUCGACACCGACCCCAACGCCAACAAAUCGGCCGACCCCAACGCCCCGGAGCCGGAGGACAUUGUUCGUCCCGCUCCCGUCACCCGCAGCCUGCGCAGCACCCUCCGCCAUCUGCGCUCGCGGGGCGGCUUUCGGUCGCGUUUCCGCGGCUUCAGCAUGGCCCUUCUGUGCAUGGCCGCCCCGGGCUUCAUCACGGCCUUUUUCCCCUUCGCCGUCGCCCGCAGCUUCCUCGGCCAGUUCGCCAUCAACAUGGUCGUCGCCGUCCUGACCGCCAACCUGCAGAUGGCCUGGGUGCACAUCGUCAUCUCGGAGCCGUCCUCCAAGCGCUUCUACCAGCGUAUUCCCAGCUUCAAGGACUGGAACCGCAUCGCCCCCGUCGCGGUCUUCGAGUACGCCGUCACCCUGGGCGCCUUUUAUCUGCCCAUGAUGGUCACCUGCGGCUUCAGCGGUCUCGACGACCCGGCUAACUUCGAUAUCCGCACCUCGGGGGCCUACGCCCGCGCCUUCGCGUCCUUCUCCGGCCCGGCUCUCCUCUCGUUCCUGGUGUCUAUCCCCGCCCGUGCGAUCUUCAUCCGUGUGGCGGCGUCUAUGCUCCCGGAGGACCACGAGGCCAUUGUGCCGUUCGAUCGCUCCUUUGGCGGCAAGGUCGUGCCCGCUAUCCUCGGGGGGAGCGGCAAGCUGGGCAUCGCGGAUGCCUGGCGUACGUUUGACCGCGCCGCCCGCAUCCGCUACGUCAAGGCUAUCGCCAAGGGCUUCGCCAUCAUGUUUGCCUUUGCGUUUGUCUAUGUGGCGGCGUUGUGCGCCGUGCUGGUUGGCGGAGGCGUCAAGUUUGGCGAUAAGGCUUAGCUGUUAGUGGAGCUUAGCUGUUAGUGGAUGCAAUAUCUUCUCUGACAGGGAAGAUCAGAGAAGAUAUUGCAUCCUCUAUAUGCAGUGUAUUGGAAUGCUGCUCGAUUAGUUGCAUCACAGAUUGGAUAUUGGACUUGAAUUGGGGGAUGUGUGGACAUUGACCAUAAUAGUUAUAGCUUGCAUGCAGGAUACAAUUACCCACAGAU
Molecule: messenger RNA, 1422 nt
Organism: Aspergillus campestris IBT 28561
Lineage: Eukaryota; Fungi; Ascomycota; Eurotiomycetes; Eurotiales; Aspergillaceae
Exons: 2
Coding region: 146-1216 (356 amino acids)
Source: RefSeq, a predicted model, not a curated record